AUGACAGAGAAUGACAGGUGGCGAGGCACUGAUGAACUUCGGUUCGAUGAAGUGCCUAUGACCCAUCUGCUAGACCCCAGUGGUGGACCAACUGCGCCAGGUGCGUCUGCGCGCAUGUUUGUGUUUCUGGUCCCAGCUGCUGGUGGUCAGGGUUACAAUUGGCUGAAUGAAGGCAGAAGAAGCCCUAACCAGUACUGUAUCAAUCUACCUGCAUUCUCUGUCGUCCCUCCUCGCUGAUAUAUAUACACUUACAUGAAGUGAUCCCUGGCACUUCAUGCUUUCUUCUCGUUCACCUUCCGUAGAUCGCAUAUACACCAUGCUUGGCGGGUCAACACAACUCUCGGUGGAGAUAUUCGAUGUCAUAACAAAGCAGAGUAAGUGCGGCGCGAUUGGGGCUUUCCAGAACUGGUCCUAUUCAGCUGUCGGAAUCCAUGACCAUAUCCUCGUCUUGGCUGGCAACGAUAGAUCGUCAACCUGGUGGGCCUACGACACACUCUCUAAUAAGUAAGUGAUUCUUUUCAUCUGCAGAUUUUGACUUCAAACUGCUGUUCCUCUGACGAACUUUGGUCGGUGACUGACAUGACAUCCCAGGACCUUCUGUUCACGCUGUUCGGCAGAGCCCAGAUGUUUUACUUCGCCUAAACAACAAACUAGCACCUAUGGGAUAUUUUACAACUGGAAAGAGCAAAUUCAGCGUCCUAGUUGCGGAUAUUUGUGGCCAUCUAUUAAGCUGUUUGAUAUAAAUCGACUAUUUAUUGUUCCGUUUUUUGUCUUUCACCCAAUCCUUGCAGUAAUAUUGCUGAAAUACUAUCCCAACAUACGGAUUUUUUUUGGAACAGUAGCGUAGUUUCUUGUCAAGUGGACAAUUUUGCGGAACAGAUCGCCGUAGAUGUAGCCGAUCUGUGUAAAUGUGCAUAAAAAGUUGCGAUGAGCGGUGAUGGAUUUGAAUGCAGCAGAUGCCUGUUAAGGAUUUACCAUAAACAAUUUAGGUGAUGCAAGAGGUGGCAGAGAAAUUCCGCCAGUUUGAAAACUAGUACUAGAAAGUGGCCCAUGAAGUUACUAGGGAAUUUGGAUAAUAUCGGUGCUGGCGAGGAUUGGAUAUGUAAGCGCACUGAGAAAAUAGGGCCCACGGACUCAUGUAAUACGGAAAGGAUGCUAGGGGCAGAUGAACGCGGCAAUUAUCGGAGUCUGCAAAAGGCAUUGACGACCAAAUAUAUAGACAGAUAGGCAGAGUUGCUAUGGGAUCGCCUCUUCGUCCUCCCCUAGCCGAUGUCUUCGUGGGCAAGCGGGAGAAGUUCCAGUUAAACGACCAAAUCUAAGGCACUACAGUCGUUACGUUGACGACAUCUUCGCAGUUACCACUACAGAGGCCAACCUAACUACCCUUUUGGAUGCUUUAAAUCAAACACACUCGUCGAUCAGGUUUAUAGGUCAGUAUAUUUUAAGGGUAAUAGGCAAUGCCUUUGAAAACCCUAUUGUAAACGGUACAUGCAGUAUCUAACUUUAAAUAAACAUGGUACUAAAAUGUUGUCAGUAAUAUAUCCACUUAACAUAAUAUUUUCCAUUGAGAAUGCAGGACCGAAGCUCAAGAACAUUCAGUUGUAGAUGAUAUCGGUAAAAUAACAGUCAUCCGCAUUAGCGGUGGGUGUAUGCAAGGCGUUGGCUUGGCACCACAGAGUUGUUCUGUCCAGACAAGCGGUAUUGACCAAAAUGACACAAGGUCUGGGAGCACUGCCCUAUGAAACCAGACUGUCAAUCCUCAACCUGUUUCCCCUUUCCUACAGGCAAUUGCGUGGUGAUCUUAUACUAACAUUUCGCAUUAUCAACGGCCUAGACUGUUGUUUAGAUCCCACUGAUUAUUUCACCCACGCUAACACGCCCACUUUGCGCGGUCAUCCCCUGAAACUACGCGCAGGGAAAUCAAGAAUCAAUGGACGGAAGUUCUUUUUCAGUAACAGAGUGGUUGCAGCGUGGAAUGCCCUGCCUACUGAUGUUGUAACCUCCCCCUGUGUGAAUUCCUUCAAGUGUAGACUUGACAUGCAUCAAGCUUCCCAAUUACCACUCUCACAUCCACUCACAUAACCCGGUACAAUAUUAUAGUGUUUAUACUACUUGUAAUUAGUGAGUAACAGUUAAUGAUUACUCUUUUUCGACUAGCUGUCAGCUGUCCGCGAGUAUGUACAAAAUCCCUUUUUCACUUGCAUUCAGGGUUUAAAAACCACAAGCCGUAUAUUUUCCGCAUACGGAAAACCAUACAGUUCUCUACGGUAUUAAAAGGAGACCAUAUGGGGUUCCUAAAAUUUAGCAGUGGAUUUGGGCCUUAUUGUUAACUUUGCGAGCCACAUUGGUAAAUGCAGAGACAUGACGUUUUAUGAACGGCCAUUUCACGGUAUUAAAAAAAAUUCACAAUUAGAAAUUUUUUUAAAACCAACUUAUACACUUCCUUCGAGUAUAAACUUGGAAUAAAACGUAAUUGCCUAGCGAAUAAUUAAAAGAAUGAACAUUUUUAUGCAUGUUUUCCGUGAAAUAUAAUUGAAUUCUAAAGGGCGUCGAAAAUCAAUGAGAAAAUUGAAUGCUACUUCAGUAGUCACUUUUUGCAGAGUAUAGUUCUUGAAUGCAGUUGGAAAGAAGUUCAUUCGAAAGCCGGCACUCUGCGGUAACUGGAUUAUUAUAGAAUUAUGCUGGAUGGUAAUUAAUUUUACAAACAAACUUAAUUAAUGUUUUCGAGACGAAAACGUAUUUCGACAUUUCGGCUGACAUUUCAUGAGUUAGCCCACCUACUGUAAAAGAAUCCUGGACCUGCUUCGCGAGUACCGGGUAUCCUGACAGAUUUAUUGUAAAGAAUCUUGCUGAACGACCGGCAAAACUCAUCAUAUCGACAGCGGAAAAGGAAAUCCUGCUCCUCAAACUCCACUUUCAAGGGGACGCGGCGAUUGAGCUCCCGAGAAGACGCCUCGACCAAGCUGUUUAACUAACCUUCCCUGCCGCAGGAGUUAAAGUAUUAUUGUCGAUCAACUCCGUCUUACGCGGGAAGGUAAGGAUAGGCUACCAGCUCAGACCACCUCCAUGUGCACUUACUCUUUUGCUUGCUCCUUUGGAACAGGCCAUAUUUAUCGUACGAGUCGGCGACUAUCCACAUGAAUACGAUAAUACCUGCCGGCAUGGAUGAAGAAAGGUGAAGUUAAAAGCAUACACAGCUCCAUCCUCGCACACAUGGUUGAUUCUGGGUAUCGUGCUGACUGAAAUGAAGCCUUCCGUGUGAUUUAUAAGGUCCUACCUAACUACCCCGGGUCAGUGCUUUCUAACAACAGUAGAAACGACUGCGAUCAGGCUACGGAGGCCGGUCCUGUGCGCCCAAAAGAACCUCCUGCACGCCCCGCGUCUACCCUAACCAAAGGUGGAUUAACUGUUUGCACGUCUCCGCGCCCCCGUUCCCCCAUCCCCUUCCCCUGUGACACGAUUCUACCUAACGCUCACUGUCACUUACUGCCUCCCCCCCUCUUCGCACAUCCCGCUUGUAUGAGAAGACGAACCGUAAUCGAUUCCUCUUGUCGCUCACGCGUCUUACUUUGUGCCUCGUUCCCAUAUGGAAUGCACUGGCCCGACCAGAAUUUGUCGGAAACUCGCGUGCGCUCGCCAAAUGGUCUUUUCAGUUUUGGAUAUUUACUCGUCAAGUUAUAAGCUUCAAAGGUAUUUUCUGAACCCCAAUCUCUACCUCCAGAUGGAAAAAAGGCCCAAAACUGCGAACACUCCGCAGAGAGUCGUGUCUGGUGACACUGCAGAACCGAUAUGUCCUGCUGAUUGGUGGCCUUUCCUCCUCGUACGGGUAUUUGCAGUCUGUGGAAUACUGCGAGCCAGGUCAUGCAGGCGUAGAAAACGACGACGCCUUCUUUGAUGUUGUUGGUUCAACUUGGACUCACCCAGCUCCGCCCCUGCCGGAGGUGCUGGUGGACGUAAGCGCGGCCGAGCUGAAUGGUCGCAUCUUCGUGAUAGGCGGUUCAACCAAAAACUGGGGUACCGCUGCCAGGACUGCCGUCUUCAUCCCGCAGAUGGGUGCCGACAUCGCCGACUGUGACGAUAGCCUGCCGCGCCUUGGGGGACAGUGGUUUCUGCUGUCGCCAGAGUCCUCGCCGUCCUCGUUGGCGUCAAACCUUGUGAGCCACGCUGGUCGUCUCUAUUUUCUCGGUACGUGCUUACCCUUCUGUCACCCAUCGUCUCCUUUUAGCUGACGAGUGAGGUAAAACGUCUGUAAUUGGGAUGCCACAUUCCCAAGAUUGAAAUGCGGAUGGGAACAAGAACGAGGAGGAUUAUUCGCAAGUACUUGUACGCACGUCUGUCUUCCGUGCCUCGAAGUGUGUAAACCUCCGAGCGUGCGUGUUUGGUCUUCUCGCGCGUGGCACGCGUAGACGGCAGGUCUGGCUCUGCCAGCGACUGUGUCCCGGAACAGUGGUUUUCCUCGUCGUUUACGGCGGGCGCACUGCGAGCAUACACUUUAUACGGUCACGAUCACAUGUGACCUGGCACGUCCCAUAGAUGUUCCGAAUGGGGUCAUUCUACAUCUGACUGUCUGACUCUCUCUCUCUUCUAACGACGAAGACUGAAUGCCAACAUUCCAAGAGCCUGGUGGUGCCUGUGGUGGUGGUGGUGGUGGUGCCCCUAAUACGAGUCACGCGGUAGAUGCGCUGGACCGAAACGUGGUCUAGGUUGGAGUCCGGUUGGCGUUAUUAGGAAUGCGCGACCAUGACAAACGUCAACGCCUUUGGCGUGGCGUCAGCUCCCGGUGCAGGCAAACCCCUCCCGAGCCGCCACGUCUUUCAUCUUGGUGUAAAAUUCUGGUUAGUAGACACCGUGGACCAGAGGGUGUGGUGGUACCCCCAAGUGCGGGUUUUCGUCGUGUCAACCACCUGCAUCUCUCUUGGCUUCCGGUCUCCUUGCCUUUGCCAUGACAGCGGGCCCAGGUGAAGGAUGAGAAGGAAGUGCAAUGGGUGCAGUGAAAGUCUAAUAUCGCUAUAAGCUCACCCUCAGGUCCCCGUCCCUGCGUUCACCCUGCUGUGGAGCACUCUGUGGGCAGCGCCAGUCACGAUCAUCAAGCUCUCCGUUAAAUAGAAGCCGCUCCACUCGUCCACAGGUGUCUGCGACCCCUCUAUCGACGUAUGCCUCUUCCAUGUAAACUGCUGCGUCAUGCCGGAUUUUUCUUGUUUCCAUCCCUUAGGUCGUGACCUGUAUAAUUACGACGUUGGUGUUGCUCAGUGCUUCCGACCCUGCAGCGAGGAAGAGCUUGAAAACCUGAGGCAAGAGGCCAGCGAGAGAGAUAUCGCUGUGGAUGAAGCUGCAUCUGAAGCGAAGGCAAAUCCGGCUGAUGAAUCUCCAGGCCCUGAAUCCGACGAAACGGAGGAAGAUAACGUCACAACACUUCCUGACUCGGUAAGUUGUGCCAACUGAUACCCACUCCCUCUCCUGAACUGACUAACCUCAAGCAAGAGGCAGGAGCGUUGACGGCGGGGAGAGAGUGGGAGUGCAGUGAUCCACCGCAUGCCUCAUUAGUUUUUAUGGCAGACAAGUCUACAUGACUAACUCCCCGAAUCAGAACUGGGCAGCAGGGCUAGAAAAAAAGUGUAUUGACGAGUAACCAAGUACGUGUAUACAGGUGAAAGAAACAUUUGAGAGUACACAAGGUCAAGCUAAUAAUGGACUAGUCCGGCAAUGUACUUGCCUUGCCGCUUUUUCAGCUGAACUACUGGCUUCCCUGAUUGGCUAGAUGUAUCUCCAAUCCUGUAGUGAGCAUGCGCAUCAUUAGCAGCGAAUCGUGUAGGACGGCUCUUCCUCACAGGUUUGGCGUCAUACGAUUUUACCUGACCAGUCUGCGAUUGAAACCCCCUGGCCCCUUUUGUGAACCAAUAGCAUCCACGCUGUUGGUUGGCUUAGACUCGACGCUCAUACAGUGUGAUUAGACGUUGGUUUGGCUUUAAGUUUGAGGCUCAAGGUGCUAGUUCGUCUAUUAGUUGGGCUCUUAGGAUCUACUUAGCAACAGGGAUCGACCUUCUCUGGCCAGUCGAUAAUGCUUCCGGGGCCUCAUUUAUCUGCUGGGUUUCCCUUUUCCCCGACAGUAAAAACGCCCAUAAUCAUCAUCAUCAUUGGCACAACAACGACAUCAAUCAUCACCAUCACUUCUUCCUCGCCACCAUUCUUAUAAAUUGCACUAGCCGACCUGACCUGGAAAUAAUCUAAUCGAGCCUGCUGUCACUGUACUCGGAAAUUUGCCGGUGGUUUUCAGUGUGAACCAAACCCCAUUCUGGGGGAGGGAGGAGAACGGUGGUGCAGCAGAUAUCACGUGGGAAAACUCGUUCGGUUUUGAGCCUGCACACCGAACUCGCCCCACCGACGUGAUUAAUUCAAACAGAGUCUGAACACGUCAUGUUGCCUCUGUAAAAAAUUCAUUUUAACCCAAAUGGGGAAAAAAGUCAGCGACCUCUGUGGGAGGAGGCAUCAUGAAUAUGCGGAACCCGUCGGUCAGUUCGUCUGUCUGCGCCUACGUGGUUUCUGUCACUAGAGUAUCUGCAUGACGAUUUUUGCUAUCAGCCACUUUGAAAUUGCCAAUCGGUAAGAUGAUACGGUCUCCUUGGAACGCCCUGGGUUGAACACGAACGAGUGCGUUGGACCAAGAACGGGGAUCACAUUGGCGCCCCACAGAACACAUUGAUCUGGCUGCGCAGAGUUCGCCUGAGUCCAUUGCCACUGCCGUACAUUAGGCGUAGACCGCCUCAACCACUGCGCCCAAGCCCACCACCAUCAACUGACUUACAAGGGGAAGGGGGAGUGGAGCAGGCACCGGGGAAUCCAUCCGCACCACCUCUCAGCACAUUCGUCAGCAUAAUCCAUCUGGCGCACCUGGAUCCAAUCACGACGCACAAUAAGGCAUGGCUGAGGGGACAGCUCGGUCCCAGCGAGGACUGUGGCUGCAAUGGUCCCAUCUUGGUGUGGUCCCCAUGGCACAGUCACUCACGCCAGAUGCUAGCCGACCUGUGGCGGCAACCGGGUCAUGUGGGUGGCACGCGUAGACGGGCUGUUUAACUUUGUCUGCUACCCGCCCGCGCCUGCCUCCGGUCGUCUUGGCAUAGCCCUGCUUUCGGGACACAGUGGGCAGGGGGGAGGAGAGAUUGCGGUAGAUGCUGCGUGAGCCUGCUUCUCUACAAACUAAUUCGCGCCAGCGUAGCCGAUGCUGCGUCAACUUCGUGGGCCUCCCUCUGGACGUCGUCGCUUGCGACGGUCGAGCAAUCACUUUCACGCAUGUGGGCGGAGUGAGGCUUGACGAAUCCGGCGACCGAGACCUGGCGGCAUUUCCAUACGGGUUAUCUCUCUCGCGUCGUCAUGCUAUCGACUGCCUUAUUUGCGUGUAAUUUAGGCCAAUCUUUAUUUUUUUUCUGCACUGCGACUCACGAUGCCACGAUCCCCCAUUACUGGCACUAUUUUUAUUUACCCUAGGACCCGUUAAGUACCUGGCGUUGGCGGCCAUUCUGCGCGCCUGACCAGCCUACCCGUGUCUCCUGUGCCGGUGUCAUCAAUGUCACUAUCCCAAGUGGCCGAAAAUGAAGAACUUGCUUUAUUUAUUUGCCUUUCCUUUUCACUGCCUCCUAUUUUAAUACCUUUACAAGUCGUCUGUGAUGAAUUGUUCCUCAUUUGUUUUCUUUAUAUGUGGAAAAGCUUUUGUCAGUCUCUACUAAGGUCCUUGCUAAUCGCCGUGUUAUCUUCCUCGUCUUGGUGGCCUUGACCGCGCGUCAUGUGUUCCACAAGGGGGGGCGGUGGGGGGUGGGGAGAAAUCAAUAGCACUAGUCUAUCGGAGGAUGCGUAGAAGAGAGGGAUCGUUCUGGAUUCGAAGGCAAAAUGUUUCUUCUGGCAGAAAUCGAGCAAAUCUGUUCUUCAAACUCACUUUCCUGAUGGUGGGGGGAAAUGCUAAAAAAGCUGCUUGGAUUACUCAGGGCGGAUUAUUCCCCGGGGCCUAGUGUGUAAACUUCAUACCUGAUAUCAGUUUAGUUCUUCCGGAUUAGAUUAAGCAGGGCAGAAAUAUGACCAUCCCUUCCCCCCCCCCGCCUAUCUGGAAUCCUUGCCCACAUGGCAGACGUCUACAUUUGGUUAUCCGCCUCGGGAAUGAUGAUUUCGACUAUAUGUCCAUAAUAUUCAUUUCCUAAAAUCACAGUGAUUCGGCCGGAGUUUGAUUAGCUGCCUCGAAAGUAAUGCAUUUGAAGACCUGCGCCUGCUGUGGUUUAACGACCUAGCGACCAGUUAUCACGCUCGUCCGCCACGUAUAGAGGCGCUUUCAUUUUCUGGCCUUAACCUUUGCCUUUUCGUGCGCGAAUCAGUUGGGGGGAGGAGGAGGCAUCAUUUUGACAUACAAUGGGACGAACCACUGUUGACGCCACCCUUUGCCCAUUCAGAUCCUCUGUCUGCGCCGACGUGGCCUUCAAAGUUUAGGACAUGGUAGUAAGAGUUUCUGUCAUCAGAGUAUCGGUUUGACGGUUUUUGCCAUCAGCUACUUUGAAACCACCAAUCGGGAAGAUGAUACUGACACUUUGGAACGCCCUGGGUCGAACACGAACGAGUGCGUUGGACCAAGAACAGGGAUCAGACUGGCCCCCCAAAGGACACAUUGAUCUGGCUGCGUAGAGCUCAUCUGAGUCCUGAGGCCGUACAUCAGACUUAGACCACGUCAGCCACUGUUCCCAAGCCCACCACCACCAACUGAUUUACAUGCCUGUGAGAGGGGAGGGGGGAGUGGAGCAGGCACCGGGGAAUCCAUCCCCACCACGUAUCAGCGCAUUCGUCAGCAUAAUCCAUUUGGCGCACCUGGAUCCAAUCACGACGCGUCAUGAGGCAUGGCUUGGAAGGCUGCCAACUAAGGAGACAACUCGGUCCAUGAGGCUGCAAGAUGUGACCUGACCUGUGGCGGCAACCUGGUCGUGUGGAUGGCACGCGUAGACGGGCUGUUUAACUUUGUCAGCUACUCACAUGCGCCUGCCUCCGGUUGUCUUGUCAUAGCCUUCCUUUCGGGGCACAGUGGGCAGGGGGAGGAGAGAUUGCGGUAGAUGCUGCGCAUGCCUGCUUCUCUACAAACUAAUUAGUUGCUGACCUUUAAAGCCACGGCUUUUAGUGCAUCGUGGUAGAUGCAAGUUCGUCAUAUUGUUUAGAGUGAAAAAUGUGCGCAGAGAUGAUUGACUUCAGUCUCGCUUCCCACUUCCAAGCACCAGUCGCCUCUCCGAGUCGUGAGAUGGUUUAUAGCGAGGAAUUAUUCACUGAGAGUCUGUGGCAGUCAAGGAUGUGAGAUCAACUUAAACCACGCGCAAAAAGUUAGUUUCGUCUAAUGACAGAAGUCAGGGAGCUGUGAGGACUAGUCUACUCUGUACACAGGGCAGGUUGCCGUAAGUUGGCUGUUUGCUUGCAACAGAGAAAAGCGUCCGUUCACGGAGAGCGUCAGUCGCGGUGUGCGUCUUGUUUACGCGGGAGUGGUGUCUGGGUCAGCAGGAGGGGUGACUGGCUGAGUGUUGGUCGUGUGAUUGGACAAAUUAGGGGAGAAAUGGAGGGCGCAUACUCACAAGGCCUCAAGGGAAUCAAGCCAGAGCGUUCGACGCGCGUUAGGGCAGCCGGGAGUCACUGCAGCUGGACAGGCGGGGCCCCAGUUCUAGCCGGUAUGGGUGGUCGUGUGUCAGCGGCCUGUCAGUGCUUGUCACGGCCAUCGACCGACAAAACGGAGCCGGAGAAAAGGGGGGCUGGAGCGGCUGCUAAAAGUCAACGUCACUCAUCCCUACCCCGUGCGUCAGCCGACUGUUCAAGCAGGCCAACCAACUGAUGCUGAGGGUUUGGAGUGGCGGUUGACGGAACCGAGAGUGCCACAAGCAUAGAGGAGGAUGUGGACCCCUCGGAUCCCACGUGUGACAGAGCUGCCACAAGGAUAAGGCAGCCGGAUGGCACGCUCCUCACUUACAUGAGAGGGGCUUCCAGCUCUGGUCGCAGCGCGGUAGAUUCGUAAGUGACCGACCUGACCGAUGCGCGAGUUGAAUGCGUAAUCGCAAUGAGGACAGGUUGGAACCGAGUCCUCAUCGCAGGGAAUGUGGAUGGUGGUAAUAAGGGCGUCGGGGAAGUUUUAUUCGCUGGUGGUAGUGAGAUAGCUGGUAGUCCUCGCUAUCGUCUCGGAGGUUUUGGCAAGACUGACAAAGAUGGCGACGGCGGCGGGGCAUCGCGAGUGUGGCCAUCGGCGGUGGAGGAAGUCGCCCUCGCGGAUACCGUGCUGGCUGGUGCGGGGGUGACGCGUGGGGUUGUUGGGUUGAUGUUGCACUGGUUCCCGAGAUAUUCAACGAGGUCGAUCCUUGCGCGGAAAUUCUGUUGGCAGCAUGGGCAUGUUAGAGGAGGUUGGGCGUUGGCCUUAUGGGUGGGGAUGCUCAAAACUUGUGUGCCGCCUUUUGGCUUUGGCAGUGACUAUCUGGUUGGCUUCAUAGAUGGCUGCCCCAAUUAGCACUGCACUUCUCCCGACCACUGACUCUGUGCGAAGUCUUUCUAUGUUUUCGGUUCAUUUGGUAAACAUCCAUAAAAUUUAUGUUGUUAAUAGAAGCGAAGAAGCGAGUUCUAGGAAGUAGUCGCUAAGAUGGAGACACGAUCGCUGGAACAAUAGCUUUAAUAGCCUGACGUUUUGGAUUCUCACUCGAAUCCAUCAUCAUAGACAGAAUCAGAUAAGGGUACUGGAUUGCCCAGUUGUAGCAGUAUUUUUAACAUGUAGUUGCUAGGCCGCUACAUUGACAUCGGGGUCCCCACGACUGUGAAGCAAGCCUAGACCUUGGCUAAGAAAGGACACUAACCAAAGUAUCAAAGCAUAAACGAAAGGCGUCCGACUAUUCCGUGGGUAGAUGAUGUUUGCCCAAAUAACCAGAUUGUAGUGCUGUCUGGGUAUGCAGCUUCUCGACGCGUCAAGGGUCUUUAAUAGAAAAAAUUUUAUUUAAUAUCAGACUGAAGUCAAACAUGCGGCAGGGGGGGGGGGUGGGGGGCGCAUGGUUAGGGCGGUGGCGUCGACGGCAUACAUAAGGAAAAUUCUAGCGUCGGUUCCGACGAUGUCCACCGUGUCCCCUACAGCAAGUAGUGGGAGCAGGGACGGUGACUUGUGCGGGGGUUUAUAAUGUCGGCGAACUUGCGCCGCAUCUACCACACUCUCCCCAACCUGAGCCCGGUGUCAAGACAGAGUCAAGAAGACCGGAGAUGAGGGAGGCCGCAAGUGGAUGGCUCGGACGGAUCCUCACCUUGGCACUCCACCACACCCCCUGGUCCACACAACAAAUAACCAUGUUUUUGACCAGCAACAACAGAGAGUGGAGGCUGGCACGGCCGAAGCCGCACCUAGGUGUGUCGCCAAUGACCGGCUCGGAUCUCACACAGUGGGAGUGCCAUAAAGGCCACAUUAAGAAGGAGCCAUUGCAGCCUGACUGUCAGACCACCAGCCAGCCACUCCACACAAACGCACAGCACUGGGCCGACUGCGAGGUCCAAGUUGUCAACCUUCAAGGAGACGGCUUUUAGUUCACCUUGAAAGCUUCAAGCGCGUCAAAUGGUUUGUAGUGAGGAGGAAAAUGCUCUGAAUCGUCGACCUCACACUUCCUUCCCAUUCCCACACCUCAGCCACUGUCCGAGCCAGUCAGCUGACUGCAGCGGGGAAGGGGCGUGGUGGCUGACAUGGUCUAGUGACCUUGUCUGCGCUAGACACAUGCACGAUCUGGUCCCCCAAACCCAAACGCCAGGAUUUCGCACAAGGGGGGUUGAGCGGCGUGAGAGGGCCGUGGAAGGAGCUGUAUCGGCCCAGCCCACCAGUCCGCCUAUCCACACAACACACGCAUAUCUGGAUGGACUGCUUGUAUUGAGUUGGGGCUUCAAUCAGCAAUAUUUCCUCCAAUGAAGCUUGACGCGUCGGGAUAGUCUCAGGCUCACGUCACCCAUGCAACAGGAGCCGCAUGGAAACCGAGUGGAGACGCACACUUCCCACUUGUGUGGGAGAUGGCGGUUGGGUGCUUGCAGUGGAUGAUGUUGACGUGUGGGGAGGCCGGGAGGAUGUGUCGGUGUGGUGCAGCCGACGGUUGUCAACCACAGGUUUUCGUGGAUGCGCAUGCAACCGAAUAGACCCAUGCGGCGCAUGAAUGUGCGAGGGCAGUGUGAACAGCGUAGGUGGGUGCUGCCGGCACUGGUUCGUCAGUCUCUGUGCAAAAGCUUAGCAAGUGAUCGACCAGGCCGAUGAGUGAGGUGAAUGUGCGUGGACAGCGUGGGCAGGAGAGGUCGGUGUCAAUGGCGGAAAUAGUAGGGGACGCACAGGGCGACUGGGUGAGGGUGGGGCUGGGCGUGGUGUGUGUGUGUGGGGUGUGGGGGUGUCCAGCGGUGGGUUCACGUGAUGGUCGUGGUGGUCGCUCACUUGCUCGUAGGUGAGACUACGCCUAACGUCCAUUUGCUGGCACCAAACUCUCACCUGUGGCUCCAAGUAGCUGGGCUCUGCUCAGCGGCCACACCCGGGGAAACCGCCUCGACCGGCGGGCUAAACCAGGUGAGGGCGCUGUGCGCUCGUGCCGCGUGCAAAGUGUACUGCGGACUCCGCUAGAUGGUUGGUCGGAUGAAACACUGCGUCGGCAUCGUCGAGACGAGGCUCUGCCUGGUACGCCGUUGGAUAACUGCUGCCGGGACGGGUCUCUGCAUCGCCUUCGCUGAGACGCGCCCACCCUCGCCGACGGAGACCGCGGACUCACGCCAUAUGCGGUCGUUCUCCUCUACAAACAUAAAAGUCGUGGCCCCAUAGUGGGAUUCGGUCGCGCCAACGAGGCACAUGGGCAGCCCGAAUCAGGGGCGGCACUGACUGCCCCAAUGAAGGGAAGGGCCUAGAAAAGGAUGCCUGAAAAAAUGCUGGGUACCACGCCGUCUGCAUGCUGGCCAAUGUCGAAGAUGUCAUCAACACGGUCGAUACAUUCAAAAUCGAAACAACAACAAUACCAACAACAACAACAACCAUAAUCAUUCUCCUCAUCCUAACCCUUCUUCCUCUUUCUCCGUCUAUUCUUCUGCCUAUACUUCUCCUUCGUGAUCUUUUUCUCCAACUCCUUCCCGUCGCCCCACUCGUUGUCCCCAGACUGGCAGGGUCAGCCCGCUCACUCUGGCAGCCUGGAAUGUUCGUUCCCUUUUAGACAAUCCGAGGAGCCACCGACCGGAGCGGAGGACGGCUCUAGAGGCACGAGAACUGGCGCGCUACACGGUGGACAUCGCCGCACUCAGAGAGACCCGAUUCUCCGAACAAGGACAACUGGAGGAGGUGGGUGCCGGCUAUACCUUCUUCUGUUCGACCCAGGGCAGAGAGACGAGACGCGGAUGUCGCCUUCGCCAUCCGGAACGAUAUCGUGGGACGAAUGCCCUGUCUACCGCAGGGAAUCAACGAUCGACUGAUGAGUCUCCGGCAAGGAGGCAAUUUCGCCAACAUCAUCAGCGCAUACGCUCCGCCGAUGAGCAGCCCCGACGCCGCCGCAAGACACAAGUUCUACGAGGACCUGCACGCCCUAUUGCCGACUGUGUCGAAAACGUACAAGUUAAUUGUCCUUGGCAGCUUCAACGCCCGCGACGGCCCAGACCAUACUGCCUGGAGGGGAGUGCUGAGCAACCAAGGUGUCAGCGGCUCCAACGACAAUGGUCUGCUGCUCCUCCGCACCUGCGCAGAACACCGCCUCAUCCUGACGAACACGUUCUUCUGUCUGCCGGAGCGAGAGAAGGCCACCUGGAGGCAUCCUCGGUCGAGCCAGUGGCACCUGCUGGACUAUGUCCUCGUCCGGAGGCGAGAUCAGCGGGACGUGCUGGUGACGAAGGCGAUCACGGGUGCUGACGGGUGGACCGGCCAUCGCCUCGUCAUCUCGAAGAUGCGUAUACGUCUACAGCCUCGCAGGAGACCACAAGGUAAGCGACCCCCAGGUAAGCUGAAUGUUGCUUUGUUGUCUUUGCCCGCUCAUCAUCUUCAUUUCAGCAACGAGCUAGCUCAACGGCCAGACAACCUCCCCAUCGCCGAUGCCGCCGCUGCCGAGAACGCCUCCCUGGAGAACCGCUGGUGUCAACUGAGAGACACGGUCCAGUCGACGGCGCUCGCCGUCCUCGGUUGUGCUCCCCGCCAACACCAAGACUGGCUCGACGACAACGACACCGCCAUCAGAAAUCUGCUUGCUGAGAAGAACCGCCUACAAAAAGCCUACGUAGAUCACCCCACUGAGGACAACAAAGCUGCCUUCUACCGCAGUCGCCGACAACUUCAGCAACGACUGCGCGAGAUGCAGGACUCCUGGACUGCUCGCAAAGCUGAGGAGAUCCAAGGCCACGCGGACCGCAACGAAUGGAAGAACUUCUUUUCCGCGAUCAAAGCUGUCUACGGUCCGUCGAAGAAGGUCACUGCUCCUAUCCUCAGCGCCGAUGGCAGCACUCUUCUGACUGAGAAGACGCAAAUCCUAUAGCGAUGGGCCGAGCAUUUCCAGGGCGUCCUCAACCGCCCUUCCGUCAUCUCCGACGCCGCCAUCGCCCGCUUGCCGCAAGUGGAGACCAACGUGGACCUCGACCUCCCGCCAUCUCUCCAGGAAACCAUCAGGGCCGUGCAGCAACUCUCCAGCGGAAAAGCACCCGGAUCGGACGCAAUCCCUGCUGAGGUCUACAAGCACGGAGGACGCCAACUGAUGGAUCACUUGACUGCGCUCUUCCAGGAGAUGUGGCGUCAAGGCGAAGUCCCGCAAGAUUUCAAGGACGCAACCAUUGUGCAUCUCUACAAGCGAAAAGGGAACCGCCAAGUCUGCGACAACCACCGUGGCAUCUCCCUACUGAACAUCGCCGGGAAGAUCUUCGUCCGCAUCCUUCUCAACCGCCUCAAUAACCACCUGGAACAGGACCUUCUGCCGGAAAGCCAAUGCGGCUUCCGUCGUCAUCGUGGGACCACGGAUAUGAUCUUCGCCGCCCAUCAACUUCAGGAGAAGUGCCAGGAGAUGCGGACCCACCUGUACUCUACCUUCGUGGGCCUGACGAAAGCCUUCGACACGGAGAAUCGUGAAGGACUGUGGAAGAUCAUGCAGAAAUUCGGCUGUCCGGAGCCAUUCACUCAGAUUGUGCAUCAGCUGUACGACGGUAUGAUGGCGCGAGUCACGAACAACGGAGCUGUCUCACAGGCAUUCGCAGUGACCAACGGAGUGAAGCAGGGCUGUGUGCUGGCGCCUACCCUCUUCAGUCUCAUGUUCUCUGCCAUGCUGAUGGACGCCUACCGCGACGAACGCCCCGGCAUCCGCAUCGCCUACAGGACGGACGGUCACCUCAUGAAUCAACGACGGAUGCACUUGCAAUCGCGCGUAUCCACGACCACAGUUCACGAACUUCUCUUCGCCGACGACUGCGCCCUGAAAACCGCCUCGGAAGAGGAGAUGCAACGGAGCAUGGACCUAUUCUCCGCCGCCUGCGGGGUCAACGGACAUUCCGGGCUCAAAUCGGACUUGUUGGACAUCUUCGGACCAACUGCGCCUCUCGAACUGCACCAACCAUCGUCCCCCCGCCCGCCUCUUCCAUGUCCUCUCUGCAGCCAACUAACUCUGACAAAUCUUCUGAACCACCACCUCCAUCCUCCCCCUCCUCCUCUUCCUCCUCCACUGCCUCAUCGACGGCCGCUCACUCAUCUAUCGCUCAAGACAACACCGCACACAGCCCUGACUCAACACCAGACAUCAACCCUGCAGCUUCCGACUUCAGACGUGAGGACCAGGACUACACCUGCCCUCGUUGCGAUCGCACCUUCACCUCACACAUCGGCCUGGUCGGUCACUUGCGAAUCCAUCGCACAGAGACUGGAGAACUAG
This is a messenger RNA of Spirometra erinaceieuropaei, 15875 nucleotides long. The record is from the annotation of a GenBank genome assembly. Lineage: Eukaryota; Metazoa; Platyhelminthes; Cestoda; Diphyllobothriidea; Diphyllobothriidae.